Molecule: messenger RNA, 1764 nt
Organism: Dermacentor albipictus
Lineage: Eukaryota; Metazoa; Arthropoda; Arachnida; Ixodida; Ixodidae
Product: zinc finger protein 135-like
Biological process (GO): regulation of transcription by RNA polymerase II
Cellular component (GO): nucleus; nucleoplasm
Molecular function (GO): DNA-binding transcription repressor activity, RNA polymerase II-specific; RNA polymerase II cis-regulatory region sequence-specific DNA binding
Source: RefSeq, a predicted model, not a curated record
GAUGUGCGAAUCACGGCCAACUGAAGCCCGACGCAAAGGCGAACACGGUUGUAGCGGCAAAAGGCGAUCACGCCAUGCACAGCAGCCAUUUGAGACGCGCCGCGUCUCACUUCACAGGAUUGCGUCGGCUUCCGAGUGCGCAGACUUGGGUGACCGCUGUGUGUUGGGCGUGCUGGGCAUCCGAUUGUGGUUCACCAUGAAUCCGAGCUGCGACGAGUCAAACCCUGGUGCGAACAGCGUGCUUCCUUCGGAGGAUGAGCCUCCGACAGUGGACGGGGACCCCGGGGCACCUAACCAAAGCGGGAGUCCCGGAGAAGAGCUGCGUAACAACACGCGCGGCCGCUCGAGAUCCUGGCCGUGCAAUGUCUGCUCCAGAAACUUCAAAACCCGAUGCGCAAUGCGCGACCACGUGCUCACACACGAGAACGAGAAGCCGCACUGCUGUCGCGUGUGCGGCAAAAGGUUCGCCCGGCAGAAAUACCUCACCAACCACAGCCGGAUUCACACGGGAGAAAAGCCGUACCAGUGCGACGAGUGCGACCGAAAGUUCGCCUGCGGGACGGACCUCGUGAGGCACGCCCGCACCCACACGGGCGAGAGGCCGUACAAGUGCGCAAUGUGCCCCUCGGCGUUCUCCCGGAAGAACUCUCUCAACUGCCACCUCCUGAUGCACACCGGUCAGAGACCGCACCAGUGCACCACGUGCGGGCAAUGCUUCAGGAUGGCGCACCACCUCACGUACCACGUGCGGAUCCACACGGGCGAAAAGCCCUACCGCUGUCCCACGUGCGACAAGAGUUUCUCUCAGAAGAAGUACCUCAGCAGCCACGCUCGCACACACACGGGGGAAAAGCCGUACCGGUGCGACGAGUGCGACCGCAGGUUCGGCACCAGAGAGGACGUCGCGAGGCACACUCGAACGCACACGGGCGAGAGGCCGUACAAGUGCACGACGUGUUCCUCGGCGUUCUCGGAGAAGGGCUCUCUCAACCGCCACGUCUUGACGCACACCGGUCAGAGGCCGCACCGUUGCAACACGUGCGGGCAGCGCUUCAGAAUGCCGCAUCACCUCGCCUACCACGUGCGGAUCCACACGGGAGAAAAACCCUACCGCUGUCCCGUUUGCGAGAAGAGGUUCACCCAGAAGACGAGCCUUACGACUCACGCCCGCACGCACACAAAGAAGUAAGCCGUAACACCUGCACCGGUCUUCGGCCUCUUUCUCACGGAAGGACUGCCCGACUACUCGAAUUCUGACGCACACCUCCGAAAAGUCACAUCAGCGCUACAUGUUCCCCAAAAGGUUUCCUCCGCUGGCAGCCGCUGUGGGUCACGUGCUCGAACACUGUGUUAGUGCGCCUAGCGAAAGGACGUGGCCAGCAAUGAGGUUCCCUCGCCGGGCAGUUCGUACGAAGGCGCGCCUCCGGAGCCAGCCACAAGUGUGCUACAGUGUGACAAGAACCAGAACUGGCCCAUCAGAACCCGAUCCGUUUCGGGUGGAGCCUGUGAUACGGUCUAAUAACGAUGUUUCCGCAUUAGUCCUCAGCAUGUUGUGGUACCGUCUUGAGAUUGCCCGGAUAAGAGUUGGGUUUCGCCCUGACGUAGGGCUGUGUACUGGACCUUUAUACACCACUAUUUCGAAAAUUUGUGCAGAAAGUUUUUGUGAGCUUUCCUUCAAAAUGAUGUUCAAUGUCGUUACUUGAAUUUUUACUUUAUACGCUGCUUGCAUUUCGUUUCGGCACUAAAUAAAAGUUUUUGAGCGAA